GAAUCUUCGCAUAAAAUGAACUGGUUAUGUAAAUGGCAAGUAAAAAAAAAAAUGCUUCGAGUUGCGGAAUAAUGCCGUAUAAUAUAGAACACCUAAAAUAAAUUGAAUUUUUGGAUCAAACGAUGACAUAUUUUAGCCGUAUGCUCUCGGAAAGUAUUCGGAACAUCUUUCCGAGCAAUGUGAACAAUGCUACGUGAAAUGAAGCCAAGGAAACAGCAAAAUGGGCCAAACUUACACGCAUGCCUACGCUAACUUAACUUCGAUAAAUUACUCGCAAUCUUACGACGUAAUAGACGUUGAUAAAGACGAGUGUGCCGUCGCAGAUGACCCUAAAUAUCCAAGUAGCUUAGGAAUAACUCUGGCCGUGCCAGAAUGGGAGGCUAUUUGUACAGCCAUAGUACUGACCCUUAUUAUCAUCUCAACAAUUGUUGGUAAUAUCUUAGUAAUAUUAAGUGUGUUCACGUAUAAACCUCUUAGAAUAGUCCAAAACUUCUUUAUAGUAUCACUUGCUGUAGCGGAUUUAACAGUUGCAAUUUUAGUCCUUCCACUCAAUGUAGCUUACUCGAUUCUCGGACAAUGGGUGUUCGGAAUAUAUAUGUGUAAAAUGUGGCUAACAUGCGAUAUUAUGUGUUGCACAUCGUCUAUACUAAACCUUUGUGCCAUAGCUCUUGACCGAUACUGGGCAAUAACUGACCCAAUAAAUUACGCACAAAAGAGAACACUGAAUCGAGUGCUUGUAAUGAUUGGAGUAGUGUGGAUCUUUUCACUUAUUAUUAGCUCUCCACCUCUUCUCGGAUGGAACGAUUGGCCAGAAGUAUUUGAGCCUGAUACGCCAUGCCGCUUAACUUCACAACCCGGGUUUGUAAUUUUUUCUUCAUCUGGAUCAUUUUAUAUACCAUUAGUUAUAAUGACCGUAGUUUACUUUGAAAUAUAUUUAGCAACUAAGAAAAGAUUGAGAGAUCGAGCUAAAGCUACAAAAAUUAGCACUAUAUCUAGUGGUCAAAAUAGAUUUGCUUCCAAGGAAUCAGAUAAUAAUGACCAAGAUUCAGUAAGCUCGGAGGCGAACCAUAACGAACACCAAGGAGUCACGCGUCUUGUAUCAGACAAUGAAAAAAAAAAGAAACCAAAAAAAGCAACCCCAAAAAAGAAACAAAGGAAACGAUAUUGGAGUAAAGAUGAUAAAUCACAAAAUAAGUUAAUUAUACCCAUUCUAUCAAAUGACAACUCUGUCACGGAUAUGGUGGAUAACACUGAAAAUCGAAAUACGUCUUCAGAAAGUAACUCUAAAGAAACACAUGAAGAUGAUGUCGAGGUUAUUGAAACUACUGUAGCAAAGGUUCCAAAAAGAUCAAGACCAAAUCAACAGAAUACUGUUUACCAAUUUAUAGAAGAGAAACAGCGUAUUUCACUUACAAGGGAACGUCGAGCAGCUCGUACAUUAGGAAUUAUAAUGGGAGUAUUUGUCGUAUGUUGGUUACCUUUCUUUGUCUUGUAUCUUGUUAUACCAUUUUGUGCAAGCUGCUGUUUAUCUAAUAAAUUCAUCAACUUUGUGACAUGGCUUGGUUACAUAAAUUCAGCAUUAAAUCCUCUCAUAUACACAAUAUUCAAUAUGGACUUUAGAAGAGCCUUUAAAAAACUUCUCUGUUUCAAGCCUUAAGGAUUCAAAUUCUUAAUGAGCGAUCGUGCCAAACUGUUUGUGUGUUAGAUGUAGAUUUAAGCUUUUACUCAUUAA
This is a messenger RNA of Nymphalis io (European peacock), 1732 nucleotides long. RefSeq names its product octopamine receptor (gene Oct-TyrR). Lineage: Eukaryota; Metazoa; Arthropoda; Insecta; Lepidoptera; Nymphalidae. The transcript is spliced from 2 exons. Gene Ontology annotation, cellular component: membrane. Bases 221 to 1657 code for a protein of 478 amino acids. Gene Ontology annotation, molecular function: octopamine receptor activity. The record is from RefSeq and is a predicted model, not a curated record. Gene Ontology annotation, biological process: adenylate cyclase-activating adrenergic receptor signaling pathway.